Molecule: messenger RNA, 3560 nt
Organism: Didymodactylos carnosus
Lineage: Eukaryota; Metazoa; Rotifera; Eurotatoria; Philodinida; Philodinidae
Source: the annotation of a GenBank genome assembly
CCUAACAGAAAGAGGUUUAGAGCUCGGGCUUUUUUCAUCCGACUACAAUUGGUCUGGGCUACAAUAGGUGAUAAGUUACAACAUGAAAUUCAAAACUCCAAUUUUGCUUGAAAUCCAGGUCCUAUGGGGAAAAUUAGAGUAAAAAUUCGGUAUCUCAGCAACAAAGCUGAUUGCGCAUGAACCAAGUUGGGAUUCUUCAUAGUCCAUGAGGAUCUACAUUUUAAAAAUAGUCCCACUCAAAAAGGUUUUUAGCACCUCAGGAGGUUCCCUCGGCAGAUAGCCAGAGCAGGACUACAAGUCCAGUCAUAAACGAGUCCAUCCCUGGCUAUAUACAGAGAGACCAGUGAGGAAAUAAUAAUAUAAAUAUUCUAUGUUUCUUCACUAAAUUCCACGUUCUUUAUACAGUUUCAGUUUAGCAAAAUAAAACGGUGAAUGAAUAUUUUCUGAAUACUCGCAUGCGUAACUGAGUACUCACUGAGUAACAAUACUCAAAAACUGUUAGUAAUUCGCUUUAAUUAGAGCUGGAAGACUGCGAUAUUCGGAUUGGGCCUGUUGAAAAACGGUAUUCACCUACGUUUGACCUUGAAGGCAGACAAAAAGUUUCCCUUGAAAUCUUUGCCUGCCGUCCCUCCUCUGGUGUUUUGCAUUAUAAUCGCUUAAUCACCAUUUCCUAGAGCUGGAAGACAACUCAUUUUGAUAAAAUCAUUUCGGACUAUUUGAUUCCGUUAGUAUCUAUGCUGUGAUUACCAGUCAAAAAUGACUCUACGUGUGUUAUUUCGUGUGCUCUAUCUACUGAGACUACAAUUAGAGUUUCGCGUUUUUUAAUUAAGUCAAAAAGCGAGUUUUUUACUUAAUUAAAUUUUUCUAAAAACUUGUAUAUCUCGGAUUGUACCUAUUUUCGAAAUGUAAAAUAUUCAAAUUCUGACAGUUUAAAAUUUUGUGUAUACUAAGGUAUUAUAAUUAUGUCACCUCUUCUCACUGUAAUCCCAAAACAUAAAAAUCAACUAAAUGCCCUUAUAUUGAUGGCACGUUAGAAAAACAAGAAUCUGUUUUAUCAUAUAUGGGAAGAGAGAAAAGAGAGAAGAAAAAACAUAGUUUCUCUUUUUUUCAGUGAACACGAACGUAUAUCUGCAGAAUGAAAAAAGGGGAAAACUUAAGUUUUAAACGUUUAAAAGAACUUUUAUCCAACACCAAUGUGAUAUUCGGAAUCUACGAAAAAAAAACUGCAUCGAAUGGUGUAUAACUCGACUUGUUUAGAAAAAAAAAGUUUUCGUCCUAAUUUUUUGGGCUAAGCACCUGACGUAAAAGUUUUGAAGAAAACUUUUUGUCUGCCUUCAAGGUCUAACUUGCCCAAUCCGAAUAUUGCGGUCUCCCAACUUGAAUCAAAGCGAAUAAAAGGUAGGUAGUGUUCACAUAGAUAUAUAUUCAAUCAAAUUAAUAUUCUAUGCAUAGAGCUCUCAAAAAGAAAAAAGAAUCGAUGCCAUACGAAGUUUAUUAAUAACAAACAAAACAAUUUCAUAAUAUUAUUUUGAAACCAAAUAACGUAGUUUGUCAAGUAACGAAAUAGUAAUUUAAAACAAUCGCUCGACGAAAAAGUUUACAGUUAAUGUUUUCGAACUGCUUAUAGGUUAGUAUAAUUUAGUAUAAAAACUCCUAUCUUUAUACUUUUGACAAACUACUUUUCGAAUUUUAUUAUUUAUUCUUAUUACUGCAAAUUUACUAAGUAUGAUUAGUUGGUUAAACUAAUGUGAGUAUGAUCAAGAAAAAUUUAACAAAACAAUUGAACAAAUUGGAUUCUAGAGAAAUUCAGAUCUAAUAUCAUUACUUUUAGUUUAAUUAUGUAUAUUUCAAUUCAAAACGUUUGCAGUUGUUACGGUAAUUUAUUAUUUGAAUCACUUCAUUGUGAUCGAUGUCAUUCGUUAAUACCCUUUCAACUGAGUGAUGAAUUGUUAAUUCAACAACAAAAUGGAAAUGAUAUCAAUAAUACAAUUGCAAAUAUAAAUAAUAAAAAACUCAGCACAUCAUCUACUUUAUUCUCCUACAAUCAUCAACAGCAUAAUGCUCAACAAUCAACGGGUCGUAUUCGUUUUCGAGCAAUGUGUCCAUUUUGUAAUAGUUUAUCGUUUACAAUGCGUACAUUUUGUAAACGUGAACGUCUCUAUUAUCAUUUACGUAUUCAAAAUAUGGGCCAAAAUGAUCAACGUUUGCUCCCUUCCGAUCCUGCUGCACUCAAUUCGGGUAUUAUGAUUGAUCAAUACGGAAUAAAACGCGAUCAAAAUGGUGGAUUUGAUGAUACACUGUCAUUACAAACAAAAUUUAAUCAUAGUCAGACUAAUAUCAAUAGUAACAGUAGCGCAUACGUAAAUCCAGCAACAUCCACUACUCAAAUAGAUGCUGAACGUAAUUCAUACGUAUUAAAUGAACUAGAAAACGAUCUAUUUACAACAUUAAAAAAUGGUUUAUUCUUUGAUACAAUUAUUGUUUGCCAAGAUAAUAUCAGAUUACAAGUACAUCGAUGUAUUCUAGGUGGUCGUUCCGGAUGGUUUCGUAAUUUGAUAAGUGAUUAUCAUGAGUCAAAUACAAAUGAUGAUUAUGUAUUACAAAUAAAUAUUGAUGAUAUUUCAUCCGAAAUUAUGAGUGAAAUUUUAAAUUAUAUUUAUACAAAUCGUUGUCGUAUCGAUUUAAAAAAUGCUCAAGAUCUACUAUUAGCAUCGAAACGUUUUGAAUUAGAUAAAUUAAAAAAACAAAUAAGUGAAUUUUUGUCAUAUCGUUUAACAGUGGAUAAUGCCGUUGAUUUAUUAAUAUGUGCACAUGAAUCAAAUACAUUGGAAUUAAAACAAGCAUGUAUUCGAUUAAUUAAUCGUUAUGCUGAGAAAAUAAAACGUACAGAUAAAUGGAAUCAAUUAAAAACACAAUAUGUUGAUUUAGUACCUGAAUUAUAUGAAAAUCGUGUUGAUCCUAGUUUAGUAACAACAUUUCCUGAUGUAUUUAAUAAACAAACAGGUGGAGAAAGUUUUUCAUCAUUGAAUGAAGUUUAUGAAUAUCCACCAAAACCCAUUCAACAACAGCAAUUAAAAGCAUUAACGCCACUACCUCGUACACCCUUAGGUAGAAUAAACAAUUCUGGACCCUAUCCAACUCAACGAAACGAAUCAUCACUAUCAUCUUUGACUGUCAUGGACGAUUUAAGACCUGCAAAAAAUUGGAAAAAUGCCGAUAACGAUAAUACCGGCAAAAGAAAUAAAAUUAAUAAUAAUCCACCUAAACGUCGAAGUUCUAUCCGUACCGUAUUUCCUCCCGUCAUCAUGACACAAAAUACAGAGAUCGAUCAACUUAGACGGCCAGUGAAUGUUCAUGAAAAAAGUAAAUCAUUGCCACAAACAGAUAAUAGAAUGUAUUCACCAACUCGUCAGCAACUAUCAUCGCCACAGACAUCAUAUAGAGCGGCGACACCUGCUCCACAAUCAGCAAGAAAAACUAUACAAUUAGAAAUACUUCGACAGUCACCAACAGAACGGAAAAAAGUCGCCCGUGUUGUUAAACUUGAUAAUAGUGACUAA